This is a messenger RNA of Bipolaris sorokiniana ND90Pr, 372 nucleotides long. RefSeq lists its product as uncharacterized. Bases 1 to 372 code for a protein of 123 amino acids. Gene Ontology annotation, molecular function: carboxy-lyase activity. The transcript has a single exon. The record is from RefSeq and is a predicted model, not a curated record. Lineage: Eukaryota; Fungi; Ascomycota; Dothideomycetes; Pleosporales; Pleosporaceae. Gene Ontology annotation, biological process: secondary metabolic process. Gene Ontology annotation, cellular component: cytoplasm; cytosol.
AUGGACCGCAACGAUAUCGAUGUCUCAAUCUUAUCCUUGAGCGCUCCAGGUCUUGCGUUCGCCUCAUCUGCCGAGGAAGCCACAAAACUAUGCCGAUCGGUCAACGAGUACGCCAAGGAUAUCUCGACCAGUCACCCACGUCGAUUUGGUUUCUUUGCAUCCGUACCCUCACUUACUCAGAUAGACGUUUGUCUAGAGGAAGUGCGCUACUCACUCGAUGUGCUCAAGGCAGAUGGAGUCGCAUUGUUGUCGAGUUAUGACGACAAGUAUUUGGGCCACGAGGACUUCUGUCCUCUCUGGGAGGAACUUCAUAGUCGCAACGCAGUAGUUUUAUUCAUCCAACCUUUGGCAAGACUUGGGGCGCCCAUCUGA